Messenger RNA from Medicago truncatula (barrel medic), 905 nucleotides. RefSeq names its product selenoprotein F. Gene Ontology annotation, molecular function: oxidoreductase activity. Lineage: Eukaryota; Viridiplantae; Streptophyta; Magnoliopsida; Fabales; Fabaceae. Gene Ontology annotation, cellular component: endoplasmic reticulum lumen. The coding region runs from base 54 to 536 and encodes 160 amino acids. The record is from RefSeq and is a predicted model, not a curated record. The transcript is spliced from 4 exons.
GAGCGAGCAUGGAAUGAGAAUGAACGAACAUUCACUACGCUGACCUGAGAGAAAUGAAGAAAGUCGUUGCGGUGGUUGUGGUGGUGGUGUUGGCUCUGUUUCUCGGUGCUUCAUCGGAGCAACUGAGUUCAAGAGAAUGCGAGAAUCUCGGUUUCACCGGACUCGCUUUGUGUUCUGAUUGCAAUACUUUAUCCGAAUAUGUCAAAGACAAAGAAUUGGUAUCAGAUUGUUUGAAGUGUUGCACGGAAGACUCCAAUGAUGCCACUACCAAGAUUACAUACUCUGGAGCAUUAUUGGAAGUUUGCAUGCGGAAACUUGUUUUCUAUCCUGAAGUUGUUGGCUUUAUUGAAGAUGAAAAAGACCAGUUUCCAUCAGUUAAAGUUCAAUAUGUUUUUAAUUCUCCACCAAAGUUAAUUAUGCUGGAUAAUGCGGGUCAACAUAAGGAAACAAUCAGAAUUGAUAAUUGGAAACGUGAGCAUAUACUGCAGUAUCUCAGAGAGAAGGUUGAGAAGGUGAAACCUUCGGCAGCUGUUUGAGAAGUUUAUAUUCGAUCUCCCCAUGCUUUGCCCUCUUGUUCUUGUGAAGCUCAAAAAAAGUGAAAGGAGUAUAUACUGUAACUUAGACAAACCAAUUAUACUCGCCGUGAUCACUGCUCACUAGUUACAGAAUAACGUAAAGUAAUGAUAGUUUGAUCAAUUUCAGAUUAUUCUGAUUUUUUGUGAUGAAUGAUUCCAUAAGGAAGUUUACUUUUCCCAGUUAUUAUGGCAACUGUAGAAAAUUGUAUCGACUGAAUCCAUAUGUUGUUUCUUGUGUCAAGCUUGCUUCAAUAUUUAUCAGGAAUAGUGUGUAUCUGAUGUAAUUUUUAUAUAAUCUUCAAGGAAAGUUACAAACCAAUGUUUUUAGCA